AUGCGUUUAACUUCAAUUAUAAAUACCACAGUAUCGGUAGCGUUAGCCACAGCUGCUCCUGCUAAUCAACAUCAUAAUCACGAGAGAAUACCUGCCGAUGCUGUGACAGUAUCAUCUACCACCGCCGCAUAUGCUGAAAAAAGGGCCAUCGAUAUCAUUGAAGGAAAUGAGUAUGGUCUAGAAGCUGCUGUGAAUUCAGUUGCCACAACUUUCCAAACUGUCAUCACUUCAGAAGCCGCCGUUGCACAAUCAUCGACUUCAUCAUCAUCUUCACAAUCCUCAUCAUCCACUUUUGCGUCAUCUACAUCUUCAUCUGCAUCUUCAUCUGCAUCGUCAUCUGCAUCUUCGUCUUCAUCUUCGUCAGCUUCGGCAGGUGGUGCAAAAGGUAUCACUUAUUCCCCAUACUCUAGUGACGGUAGCUGUAAAAGUCAAUCCGAAGUUGCCUCUGAUUUAGCUCUUUUAACUGACUUCUCAAUCAUCAGACUAUAUGGUGUCGAUUGUAACCAAGUUGAGUAUGCAUUACAAGCUAAAUCUUCAAGCCAAACUUUAUUUCUAGGUAUUUACUACAUGGAUCAAAUCGAAGCUGGUGUUAAAACCAUUGCUAAUGCCGUUUCAUCUUACGGUUCUUGGGACGAUAUUUACACCGUCUCGAUUGGUAACGAGUUAGUUAAUGGUGGCGAAGCUACUGUUGAUCAAGUUUCUUCUUACGUUUCAACUGGUAAAACUGCUUUAACCGCCGCUGGUUACACUGGUCCAGUUGUUUCUGUCGACACCUUCAUUGCAGUUAUCAACAACCCAACUUUAUGCCAAUAUUCUGAUUACAUUGCAGUUAACGCACAUGCCUAUUUCGAUUAUUACACUGCUGCAGAAGCCGCUGGUCCUUGGGUCUUAAGUCAAAUUCAAAACGUCUGGAAUGCUUGUGGCGGUGACAAGGAUGUUUUAAUUGUUGAAUCAGGUUGGCCAUCUCAAGGUAACACAUACGGAUCAGCUGUCCCAUCCAAAGCAAACCAGGAAGCUGCCAUUGCUUCUAUCAAAAAAUCAUGUGGUUCUUCUACCAUAUUAUUCAAUGCUUACAAUGAUUUAUGGAAAGCUGAUGGUGACUACGGUGUUGAAAAAUACUGGGGUAUCUUCUCAGAUUAA
Tetrapisispora phaffii CBS 4417 is the source of this 1140-nucleotide messenger RNA. RefSeq lists its product as uncharacterized. The transcript has a single exon. NCBI's taxonomy places the organism in Eukaryota, Fungi, Ascomycota, Saccharomycetes, Saccharomycetales, Saccharomycetaceae. The coding region runs from base 1 to 1140 and encodes 379 amino acids. Gene Ontology annotation, biological process: carbohydrate metabolic process; cell wall organization. Gene Ontology annotation, molecular function: glucan endo-1,3-beta-D-glucosidase activity; 1,3-beta-glucanosyltransferase activity. The record is from RefSeq and is a predicted model, not a curated record. Gene Ontology annotation, cellular component: cell surface; fungal-type cell wall; extracellular region.